Messenger RNA from Rhagoletis zephyria (snowberry fruit fly), 595 nucleotides. NCBI's taxonomy places the organism in Eukaryota, Metazoa, Arthropoda, Insecta, Diptera, Tephritidae. The record is from RefSeq and is a predicted model, not a curated record.
AUGGACGUGAUCAUCAAGCGCGGCUACACUGGCUUUGAGCGCGUCGGCGCCGGCGGCCAGGCGAACGUCUACCGAACGAUGAAGGACGGCAAGGAGUACGCCAUCAAGGUGGUGCCCGUCCAGCCGGAGGACCAGAAGAAGCUGGACGACGACCUGCGCCGAGAGCUGUCCAUUCUGGGCGGCAUCAAGCACCCCAACUGCAUGAAGGUGGUGGACCUGUUCCGCUCAAAGGGGCACGUCUACAUCGCCAUGCCAUUCAUGGCCAACGGCACCGUCGGCGAUGUGGUGGGCAAGCACGGCCCGCUCUCCGAGUGGAACUGCAAGGUCUGGUUUCCGGCCAUGGCUCGCGCCGUCAAGUACCUCCAUGAGCACGCCAUCGCCCACCGCGACCUGAAGCUCGACAACAUUCUCCUUGACGAGCACUACAACCCAAUGGUCAGCGAUUUUGGUCUGUACUGUCAUAGUUUUGGUUUCAGUCGUUUUGUGAAGAUGUCCAGCAAAACUGGCGAGACCACCAAGAGUGACACCUACUGCGGCACCACCAGCUACAAUCCACCGCAGAUUCUCAAGCACAUUCCCUACGACCCCUACAAAG